Messenger RNA from Capsaspora owczarzaki ATCC 30864, 3330 nucleotides. RefSeq lists its product as hypothetical. Gene Ontology annotation, cellular component: plasma membrane. The record is from RefSeq and is a predicted model, not a curated record. Bases 1 to 3189 code for a protein of 1062 amino acids. Lineage: Eukaryota; Filasterea; Ministeriida; Capsasporidae. The transcript is spliced from 2 exons. Gene Ontology annotation, molecular function: mechanosensitive monoatomic ion channel activity; calcium ion binding. Gene Ontology annotation, biological process: monoatomic anion transport; transmembrane transport.
AUGGCUGCUGCUUCGGCAAUACCGCCGACAACGACCGCAGCGCUCGUCCACGCACAGCAGUCCGUCCAGGUCCAGGAAUCCAGUCCACGAGCAACGAUAGGACAUGUCUUUACGCACAUUGUUGCGCGAGAUGACUCGUCGGACGACGACGACGACGGCGAGGAUCCAUUCCAACUUGGGCUGCCAACGAGGACGAACGAACAGAACAAGAACAAGAACAAGAACAACAACAUGUCGCGACCAGUGCGCACGCUGCAGACUGCUGCAAGCGCCUCUGGUUUAGAACCAACAACCGCAGCUGAGGCUCAUCGCAUGAAUGCAGCUGCAUCAACAGCUACAGCCACAGCUGCUGGUGCGUCGGAGCCUCUGCGGGUCCCUCAGAGCGUCGACACUGUCGUUUCAGGUGCGGAGGAUGACGACGCUCAGUCGCUGAUUGGGAAGGAAAUCAAGCCACGCCCAAGAAGCAUCUUCCUCAAGAACAUUGCCGCGCAUAGCACGUCGCAUGUCGACAUGCCACCGCCGCCAAACGAGGUUGUCGCCCCAAAGCUCGAUGGCGAGAGUCGGAGCGUCACGUUUGCCGCUGCCCCGACGCAGAUGAACACGAUUCUAGAAGAGGCUGGCAAUGCGACUGAAGCGGCCGCCGCUGCUGCUGCUGCUGCUGCUGCUGCUGCCUCGACGACCACCAUCACACCUUCCGAGUCUUUCGUCUCGUUGACUUCAGUCGAAUCCGCUGCGUCUGGCCAGAAUGAGGCCACUCUGAAAUCUACUUUGGAUGCAAUUGCACAGGAUGUGCAAGUCCCUCCGCCAACAGAAUUUGACUGGGAAACGGACAUGUCCGGCUCUGCCCCUACCAAGAGAAAUCGUGGACGCUGCACGCUUCCGCCCUGGGGUUUCCGUGUCUUGUUUUGGAUUGCGCUGGCAAUCGUUCUUAUCAUUCCGGGCGUCGUUUGCUACGAGUACUUCCCAUCCGCCUCCGUCGCGGGCGCAAAAGUGUACGCCUGGGUGCUGUUCUUUGCGAUUGUCGCCGUCACCUAUCUUGGGUCGUUGCUGCUCCUGACUGGCGUGUCCGCGGUGGUGGAGCACAUUUUCCUCUUGCGCUCCAAUUUUCUCUACUUUUACAAUGCCAUCAUCUUCCCAGUCCACAUGUUCUUGUGGUCCACCAUCGUGCUCAUUGCCUGGGAAACCCUCUUCCGCUCGUCCUGGGCGAGCAAUUAUGGAACCGAUUUCGAUCGUGACAAGCUGUGGUUUGUCACACGCAUUCUCGUUGCGUUCAUGGUGUCGGCGGUUGCGUUUUGUCUCAAGGUCAUUCUGAUCAAGCGACUGGCCUUCCACUUCCACAAGGAGGCCUAUUUUGAGCGUAUUCAGGAUGCGCUCUUCUCCGAGUAUGCGCUUCAAGCCUUGAGCGAGAAGGAAAAAUACGCCAAGCCCAUCAGCGAGGAGGAGACACACUCACCUGCACCAUUCACGCGAGAGCCCUCCACUCUCACACUGAACAAUGGUGACGACGAUUGGCAAAGCGGACCUCGCAUUUCGCUGAAAGGCUGGCGAACCCCAGGCAGCCGCGGGACGAGCGCGCUUUCGCUGUUUCGACGGCAUACUGCAAAGAAUGUCCACCAAACGUUGCCGUCCGAGGACCGAAUUGGACUCGUCGACCCUGCUGGGACGGCAGCAUGCGCGGAACCCGACGAGGCGGAAGCUCAACACCACGCCAAGGCAAAUCCGUCGGGCUCGCCUGUCGAUAAUGGAGAUGCAGAGCACAUCAUGAUGCCCACCAUCAAGCCUGCCCCACCACCACCGCCACCUGCCAGUCAAGUCACGAGCAAUGGAGCUGCUCCAACCGACUGCGAUCAUUCAUCGACGCUCAUCAAGUCGAGCAGCUCGAGCUCCAACAUGCCUGCCUCGCCAUCCGUCACCAAGGUGCGACAAGACAGCAUUGCAGGCCGCCUGACCUCGAUGAAGCCCAAGCAAGUCAACACGCACGUGCUGGACAAGUUGGUGCGCUUCGUGCGCAAGAACAAGAUUCAACUGACUCCAAUCCACGAACGCAUCGGCAACUCGUCUGAAAUCAAGUCAAGCAACGAAGCCCGCCGUUUGGCCAAGGCGCUCUUCAACCACGUAAAGUCUCCCGAGCUCGACUACCUCACGUUGGAUGAUUUCCAGUGCAUUUUGAAGCCGGACAUGGCAGUGCGCGCCUUCAAGCUGUUCGAUCACGACAUGGACGGCAAAAUCACCAAAGCAGAAGCCAAAGAGACAGUCUUGAACAUUUACAAGGAGCGCAAGGCUCUGGCUGCCGGUCUGUCCGACGCCAAGACGGCCGUGCGCAAGCUCGAUAACGUCUUUACGGUGCUGCUGUGCUUUAUUCUCUUGUUUGUGUGGCUCGCCAUCCUCGGCGUCGACGUCACCAACUUUUUCCUGACGCUGUCCACCUUCUUGCUCGCCUUCACCUUUGUGUUUGGAAACUCUGUCAAGGAGCUGUACGAGUCGGUGGUCUUUUUGUUUGUCAACCAUCCGUUCGACGUUCAAGACCGCGUCUUUUUCAACAAUGAGAAUUGCUUUGUGACGGAAAUCCACCUGAUGAACACUGUCUUUACGCGCUGGGACGGAAUGGUGAUUUCCUAUCCCAACGCCGUGUUGAACAAGCUGCCGAUUCAAAAUGCUCGUCGGUCGACCGACAUGCUCGAGGUAAUUGACCUGCAAAUCCACGUCUCGACCCCGGCCGCCAAGAUUGAGGAGAUGCAAACGCGCUUUGCCACCUAUCUGCGCGAAACUGCUGCAGACUGGUAUGCGCUGCCCGUCAUCUUUUCCGUCGUUGAGCUCGAAAACACCAAUCGUCUCAAGCUGUCUCUUGGUGGCAAGACACGCUUCUCGUGGCAAGACGGUGGCGCCCGUGCCAAACGAAAGACGGAUCUGAUCAUGUUCAUGAAACGCGUUUGCGAGGAGCUUGACAUUCACUACUAUCAGCCCGAAAGUCUGCUACAUGCGCGAGUUCACUCCCAGGCACCGAUGUCACAGCAACCCUCGUUUGAGCAAUGGCAGCAGUACCAGCAGUUCCUCCAAUGGCAGCAGUUCCAGCAGCAACAGCAACAGCAACAGCAACAGCCGGUGGGCCCGCAGCCACCCAUGGGAAUGGCGCCUUUCGCCUCAGCCGGAGGUCAGCAAUUUGACUUUGCUCCCGAACCCAAGUGGUGAAAAAAAAUGGACAGCAAUUCCAGAGGCUUUUGUUUGUUUGUUUGUUUGUUGCAUGUUGGGUGGCUUUUUUUGAGUAUUCUAUUGGUUGGUUUUAUUCCAAUACUGUACUACGUAGAAUCUAUAUCUCUCAUCUUGACCCAA